Molecule: messenger RNA, 1206 nt
Organism: Acanthopagrus latus (yellowfin seabream)
Lineage: Eukaryota; Metazoa; Chordata; Actinopteri; Spariformes; Sparidae
Gene: tp53inp2a
Product: tumor protein p53 inducible nuclear protein 2
Exons: 4
Coding region: 262-720 (152 amino acids)
Source: RefSeq, a predicted model, not a curated record
AGGGGCGUGCCCUCUGUUGUCUGUGUUCGGUUAAAGAUUUGAAAUAGAAGACAACAGACUGCUCGGCUGUGACAGUUUCUGGCUUUUAAAGGCUUUUUCUUGAAUUAAAGGUCCUUGUGAACGUUUACAGAUUGACUCUCCACAAUGAGCCGCGACUGAAACACUAACAGCAGCAGAUAGAGACUGUGAGCUUCCUGCUAAAGAAAGAAGGGAAGGAGGACAGCAGCACACACCUCAAGAGAGGACAAAGAGAAAGACGUCAUGUUCAAAACAAUCAGCCGUCUGCUUUUUGGGGGAGAGGAGGAGACCCCUGAAACAGUCAAGUCUGGAGAAGAGGUGGAAGAAGAGUGGCUUGUCGUCAGUCAUCAAGAGGCAGGUUCAGCAGAAAACCAGGAUGCAAAACUGACUGACAUCCAACCGUCAAACUCCACCCCACAUGGGGACACAGUCGCAGCUGUGGCAGCUGACAUCAGUGUUUUGGAUCCAGAGCCUGCGGUUGAAAGCAGCAGCAGCCCCAGUCGAGCCAUCUCAGGCUCCAGUUCACAGCCUAAGGCUUUGCUAGAAGUGACAAAGAUAACCUCCACUCAGAAGGCCAAGACCUGGGCAGACCGACAGCACAUGACUCGUAACGCCAUCCAGCGCCAGAACCGUGUUCGUCAAGGCGUCCAACAUCACUCCUUCCCCCUCCAACAGCCAGGACAUCGCAACCUCUGCCACUAAGGCUCUGGUGCCACUACUGCAUAUGUUAACCAAGAGAUGAUCUCACAACACUCAUCAUACACUUAUUUAACAUACACUGCAAUAUAUACAUACACACACACCUUUUAGUCUUGUGUAGACAUAAGCUAUACAUCUAGUCUGGAUGUAAUUACAACAACAACUCUUACCACCAGGUAGUAGGCAGCUACUUUAUGACUUGUACUGUAUCUGAAUUUGGAGUGCUAUUGUUCACCUCAUGUAAUGAGAUGUUUUGUUUUUUUUUGUUUGUGUGCAUGUGGAUGAAAAAAGUGCAGCCAAUGCAAAUGUAUGCUGUAACAUUUUGGAGAAAGUGAUGUGAUUUGUGCAUGGACAUGCAUUACCUCUAGCCUAUACUCGACUGAGAUGAUCGAUCAUCUGAUCCAAUAUUCAGCUUUAUUUUAAUCAGUGUUUCUUUAGUUUGUUUUUUUUUAUCCAAUUGUCAAUAAAAUAAAUUAAUUUAAAACUAUG